CCCGCAGCUUCACGAAGUCCACUGCCCUCGUCAAUUAGCCUCCCAUUCUCCCUCAUUCAGACCAGCCACCGUCACAAUGGCUCAGCGAGACCCUCAGUUCAACCAGCAUGUCCUCGUGGACACCACCCCCAUGCCGGACCACAUCCCCAAGGUGGAGGAGAUUGGCGCCACCUCGGCAUUCCUGAGCAGUGCGGCGUACUUCAUUGGCGACCGCUGCAAGGCUUUCAACGACGAUUUCAUGAAGUGCAAGGACGAGGCUAAUGGCCGCGGGGAGAUCGAGUGCUUGAAGGAGGGGCGCAAGGUGACGCGCUGCGCUGCUAGCGUUAUCAAGGAUAUCAACACCCACUGCCUCGACCAGUUCAAGGCCCACGCUGACUGCCUCGAGAAUAACAACCACUACCUCUUCGAGUGCCGCAAGGCCGAGGUGUCCCUCAACAGCUGCAUCUUCGACAAGCUGGGCCUGAAGAAGACCAUCCCCGGCGCUCCCGAGAACCAGGUCCCCGUCCACCUGCGCCCCAAACAGAAGUACGCCCAGUACCCCGGACCGCAGUACUAAAAAGAAUCGAGAUGAUACUCUCCUCACCCGGUUCAAUCCUCUUUCACCAACCAUCCCCGAUUUCCUCGCCCGCCCUUACUAUACUGCCGCCCAGGGCUUCGGCUUCUCUUUUUUUCCUAUUUGUUUGUUCUAAACUAGAUGCGCAAGCGGUCCUUGUGUUUCAUCUACUCUGUCUGUGCUCGUUCGGUGUAUGUUUUGUGUAAAUAUCUAUUGGCAUCAGGAAUGGUUAUGAUUUCCGCUUGAAAUGUGGUCUUUUAUCGCGAAUUGCGAAGUGCUUGGUAUCUUGCUUUGCACAAUCUAACUCGAUAUCCUGCUAGUCGCUUGGGACCGAGAAAUAAAUGGU
Penicillium subrubescens is the source of this 899-nucleotide messenger RNA. RefSeq names its product coiled-coil-helix-coiled-coil-helix domain-containing protein. The transcript is spliced from 4 exons. Gene Ontology annotation, biological process: mitochondrial electron transport, NADH to ubiquinone. The record is from RefSeq and is a predicted model, not a curated record. Bases 77 to 556 code for a protein of 159 amino acids. Lineage: Eukaryota; Fungi; Ascomycota; Eurotiomycetes; Eurotiales; Aspergillaceae.